This is a messenger RNA of Mycena indigotica, 783 nucleotides long. RefSeq names its product Glutathione S-transferase. Lineage: Eukaryota; Fungi; Basidiomycota; Agaricomycetes; Agaricales; Mycenaceae. Gene Ontology annotation, cellular component: cytoplasm. The transcript has 5 exons. Gene Ontology annotation, molecular function: glutathione transferase activity; glutathione binding. The coding region runs from base 121 to 783 and encodes 220 amino acids. The record is from RefSeq and is a predicted model, not a curated record.
GGCUUUGCUAAGCCAAGAAGCUGUCGAUUUGCGAGCCGAUUCACGGCAAUCGCAGCUCACUGUCUCUUUCUCAGUUUCUCUCGCUCUCGCUCUUGUCUCCCUCAAAGACAACACGAAACAAUGGUCCUGCAGCUUUUUGCCGGUCACUCUUUCUACGGCGGUGGCGCCGUCGUUGCAGUCGUAUUGGCAAUGAAGAAGAUCCCGUACCAGUUCGUGCUUGUCGACAUGGCCAAGAAGCAGCACAAAUCGCCCGAACACAAGGCGCGCCAUCCGUUUGGCCAGCUGCCCGCUCUUGAUGACGACGGGUUUGUUAUCUACGAAACCCGCGCGAUCUGCAAGUACCUCGAGAACAAGUACCCCGGCCAGGGAGUCAGGCUAGCGCCGCCGCUGAGCGAUAUCAAGGGCCAGGCAAUGUAUGACCAGAUGUUGUCUGUGGAGCUGUGCGAUUUCUACCGUCCGAUGUUACGCGUUGCGCAGGAGGUUAUCUUUAAACCCAUGUUCGGUGCUGAGACGAACCAGGCCAACCUCACGGAUGGUGUCAACGACCUUGGGAUGAAGCUCGACGUCUAUGAAGGCAUUCUGGCGAAACAAAAGUAUAUCGCUGGGAACGAACUUUCCCUGGUCGACUUAUACCACCUCAUUUACGCUCCUGGAUUGGCUCCUGCGGGAGUCGACAUUAUGACGCGCGCAGAGAGGCCACAUGUAGCACGGUGGUGGAACGAGCUCAUAUCGACCCCAACAUAUGUGAAGCUUAAAGCAGAAGGCUAUCCGAUAGAGGCCUAG